AUGGUAGCUUUGGUUUUGGUAUCCCUAUCUUACAAGGCUUUACCCUCCCAGGCUUGGGUAGUCCAACACAACCACCCCAAGACAGUACUAUACGUAUCUCCCGUGUAUAUACCUAUCCUUCAAUACGGUAGACUUAAGUGUCAUAUCAGUGCCACCGGAACACCUUCUCGUGUUGAGGUUCCCAAAAGGCUCUUGAGUGACACCAUGUAUGAUACAAACAUACAUCUGCCCGACAUGAAGUAUUCAGUAACCCUCGUAUCCGUUACAUAUUACAUGGAAACGUAUAGAGCCUUGCCCCUGGGUAUUAGCCCUAUUAAGCCAUCGUCGAAAGAGAAACAAGCUAUUACGCUCUCACUCUAA
Messenger RNA from Acaulospora morrowiae, 360 nucleotides. Lineage: Eukaryota; Fungi; Glomeromycota; Glomeromycetes; Diversisporales; Acaulosporaceae. The record is from the annotation of a GenBank genome assembly.